AGUUUCGCGCUGCCUCUCGUUCGAUUCGCAUGCUGGUCCAACUGAACUUCCCUGAGGUGCUCCAGCUCACGGUUCCGGGAGUUACUUCUCUUGUAUUUGUGUGUGACAUCCUCAGGCACGUCAUGCCAAUCACUGACCUGCCACUGGCAAAGUAAUUAAUUUAUCCCCCGGGGUGAUGUGACUCGGGUGUGUGUUUGUGGAAAUCUUGUCAAUCAGCCAAACAAAGCUCGCGAUUAAGGGGUGCUCAAAACAGUGUCGUUUUAUUCAGUGAAACACCCCAUAAGACUUAACUGGCUAAUAGCUAUACGAAGAGCAAAAAAAAAAACAUCGUGUCCGCUAAAUUGAAUAAAACUGUUGUGAAGAGAGAGAGAUUUAGCAAAUUUUCCAUAUAAAAUAGGUGUCUGUGUGAUUGAUUAGCGGCUACCACUAUACUACAAGUUAAAAGGCCAAAAUUUGUGGCAAUUUAAACAGUUUUUACGCACAUUUUGUGACUCAUCGUAUUAAUUGGAUUCAAAUUGGUCGUUCAUCAACAAACAAAUUUAAUUCAGAACUAACUACCCCAAUACACACAUUUCAUUUCUCUUGAGUGACUGAUUUUGAUGCAAAAGGCGCACGGGAAAUUAUUACAGCCUUCAAAAGAAUUCAUUGCAACAACUGUGACAGAGUGAAUUGAUGCGCUCCGGGCAUACGAAGUCCAUAAUUUUUGGACUUGUCCAUCGUGAAAAUUGCCGCACAUUCUCACUUGAUCUGUGACACGACAGUUUGACCGCAAGGCAAUCCAUUUUUAGUAACGUUGUCUGGAACUAUACACCGGGCUCAAGCACAAAGAGUGCGUUUCCAAGAGGUUUUGGUGCGUCAGAGAAGAAAAACUUGCAAGCAAGGGGGAUUGAGUCAGGAGAGAAUAAUACACAUGACCCUAUGGCCCUCACGGGGGAGUGACAAGUGGUGUCCGUAGGCAAGAGGACACACAGCCAGAGAGUGCAAAAACAAAGCCAGGAAUCUUUGGGCAUUGUCAUUUUGGGGUAGAAAUGAGGUCAUCAGUGGCAUAAAGUGAGGUGAUUUGUCGUCGUCAGAGGCACACAUUGCGUGGAGGGAUGAUGGCGUGCCCUGUGGCCGUCGCGUGGUACCCGGGGGCUGAGAGAUAAGAAUGGGUGACAAGGAGAGUGGCCGGUAUCACUGCUACGACCAAUACCCACCGCUCAAGCAGAAUAACACCCUGAAGCGCGAACCGCCGUCCUCACUAAAGGCGGGCACUUCGACGGGCAGCGGCGUCCCCAGUGGCGCAAUGUCUGGUGCCCCAAACAAGUCUCGCAAGUGCUGCUCGUGCUUAGGACCCAAAUCGGCACCCUUCUGGGUUGGCCUCCUCACCAAUCUCGGUAUCUGCACGCUGCUCUUUGCAUACACGCUGCUCGGCUCCUUCAUAUUUUUAGCCAUUGAGGGUGGAGCCUCGACGAUGCAGCAGAAAACUCUGGCGUCAACGAAUCGACAAAUGAAGCCAUCACCUACGCCGGUACGAAGCGAUAACGUCACAUUUUCCCCAGCUGCCAUUCAGGAUACCCUCGAGGCACGUCAGAGAGCCGUUGAAAAUAUCUGGGACAUCACAGUUUCCCUCAAUAUCUUGUAUCGUGAAAAUUGGACCAGACUGGCAGCCCUGGAAAUUGCCAGAUUCCAGGAGCAACUCAUUAAACGUCUCACGGAUGACAUUGCUGCCCAUGGUGGUCAACUUGGGGACUCCGGGAGUCCUGCCAUGGGGGCAGUAAUUGUUCAAUCCAGUCUCGGGCAGGAGUAUGAUUGGACUUUUGCCAGAGCUUUCCUAUACUCGCUCACGGUGCUUACAACAAUCGGCUACGGCACGAUUGCUCCGAAAACAACCCUUGGACGUAUUGUAACGCUCGCUUACGCAGUCCUUGGCAUCCCGCUGACUCUUGUUUACUUGUCAAGCACAGGAGGGGUCCUUGCACGCGUAGCUCGAGGAUUCUUUUCACGAGCUCUGUGUUGCUGCCUGUGCUCUAACUGUGGCUACUGUUGUUACGAUGAGAAGCGUAUGGCUGAGAAGGAGCGACGAAUGAAGAAGAAGCGCCAGCAGGAGGAACUCCGGACACAGCAAUUAGCCCUCCAGGAGCCCUACUACGUGCGCUCGGGUUCUCUGCACAACAAUCUCCAUUCACCAGAGAAGCAAAUUCAAUUCCCUGAAAUUGAUUCUCUGAGUGCUACAGAGUCCAAGGCAUCUAUGCAUGGACUCAGCUUACUCGCACCUAUCCUACUAUGCCUAAGCAUGAUGAUCAUCUACAUUGGACUGGGCGCUGUGGCGAUGUACCGUCUCGAGGGGUGGCCACUGCUCGAUGGGGUCUAUUUCUGUUUUAUGAGCUUGUCGACGAUCGGUUUUGGGGAUUUGGGGCGCAUCCGGAAGGAGUCAACGACAACAACGUGGUUCUGUUCCAUCUACAUCAUGUCGGGCAUGGCACUCACGGCCAUGUGUUUCAAUGUCCUCCACGAGGAAAUCAUCCAUAGGAUAAAGCAUGUAGUUGAGAUUAAGAAGCCCAACGAUGAUGCCGACUACGGGGCAUCCUGACGGUACGAGAAGAACACGAAUCUGUAUCAGCGAAAUCCCACCGAAGAGACACUCAUCACAGGUACACCAACAUCACUAAUCUUCGGUCAGGAACCAGACAUCAAUCAAAUGCACGUGCUAAAGGACUGCACAAAUCACAGUCUUGGGCAUGAGCUUGUACCAAUCGUCACAAUGGGAGAUGGUAUAGUUCUACCUGAAAUGGUGGAUAGUCUAUCGCAGAUGCAAGCGUGUUCACAACCACCACCGAGUCAAUCCCAGCCAGGCAACCUCACGGGUGUCUACACGCUCCCCGAGGAACCCGAACUGGAAGCUGAAGAGAACACCCCAAUGUGAGACUAAAAGAAUCCCCAUUUUUUACAUUAAUUUUGCAUUUAUUUCUAAAAUCAGGGAUUUUAAUUGCAGGACAGCACAUGAGUUUUCUCACUAAAAAACAAUCAUUUUUCAAAAGAAAUCCUUCUGACGAUCUUUAAUUGUUUAGCGGGUCAUUCAUUUAGGUGACACAUCACUUUUUGACUGAAUAACAUCUUGGGAUUUAUAUUAUGUGUAAAUAGAUAGCAAAAUGGAAUUAUAUAUAAAUAAUAAUAAAGUAAUGUUAAUGGUCAUGUUUUGUAAAUAUUUUAGCACAAAUUGCUGUUCAGUAUGAACAGAAUGAAAUAUCUACGAAAGUUUCAAAUGUAUACUCAAAGUGAAUUGACUUUAAAUGAGAGAAAAAUAUUCUUGGCAGAUGUAGAAAAUGCUUUAAGUCUUUCUUAGAUGGAUUUAUUAAUUUCUUUUUUUUUGUAGAUUAUGAAUUAUAAAUUUGAGAGAGAAGCAGAAUGUGCAGAAAAAUUAUCAAAAAAUAAUUUAAAUAUUUAUUGUGGUUUCAACUAGGUGGCGCUCUUAUACUCCUCUAUUUCUUUACUACAUCAUUUUGAUACACAACGUUACUUUUCCCCCCAUUUGCUCCUUUCUCUCCGCGAAGAUGCAAAAGGAAAUUUGAGAUGCAAGAUAAAUUUAAACGAAAGCAACAAGUUGUUGAGAAAUAUUGCCAAUAUAUUUAGUGAUCUAUGCGUGCAAGAGGUCGCGCAUUGGAUAAUUUUUCAAUAUGGUGAAAAAUUUUCCAUUUCCUCUCCUAAGUUUGGAAUUGAGAAGAGAAAAAGUGCUAAAAGAGAAAAAUGAGCCCCAGAAUGCAUGACGGAAAAAUGGAGCGCAAUUUUGAAUAAAGAUAACAGACCGGAAAAUGCUUUUCCCUUCGGAACAGCCCCUCCCAAACCCUUUUCCCAUGCGGAAUGGGGGGUAUGUCGAAUGAUCCUACAAACGGACUGCCAAAAAAGAGUGACUUUGGGCACAUUUUAAUCGGCGUAAUUAGCAUUUUUCGAGGAAGUCUGUAAUUAAUUUUUCAGUUCCAUUUCCGCUCAGUCACUUUGAGUCGAGCUAUAAGUGUAUUUGGAGGGGUGGGUGUGGCAUGUUAUGGGAACAUUGGGGAGGGCUCUGCAUGGAAAGGAGCAACCCCAGAUGACUUUUUAACUCUGUUAUGGGGACCUUUUGAACUCACAACAUUGCCCUCAAUCCCCCCUAAAGUUGUUCUAAUUCUGUUAUCACUUGAGAUUAGGCAACGAACACGGCAUAAACGACGAAAUUAAUUCAAUCAAGAUUGUACGACUGAAAGAGGGUAUCAGACACGGAAAAUUGAGAAAAAUUUAAAGGAAAUUUACAAAGAGGAUUAAAAAAAAAUGGGUGAGACAUCCUCUAGAGAAUUUAAUAAUGUUUAAAAAAAAUACCUACACCCAUGCGAAACAUCAAAAUUACUAUGUACUGUGUAAAUAAACUAUAUAACGAUUAAUUUGAAAUAAAAAAAACUUUUUGAUAUUUAUUUGUAUACUGAACAUGUGUGAAUAUUUCCGAAAAAAGGUCGUAUAAAAUAAAAUUUUAUUGCUAUCAAAUGGGAUAUUCGAAAUGAGAUUAAAAUAUAGAUAAAAGUUACACACCCACACACAAUAAAAUUGAUAUGGAAAUGACAUGAAAACUGAAAUAAAAACUAUUACAUAAAAAAAAAUAAUUAGAUUCAAAAUAUAGUAAGGAAAUAAAAUGAGAAAAAAAAAUAAAAUUGUGAUAAAGUCAUGCAA
Messenger RNA from Lutzomyia longipalpis, 4677 nucleotides. Its product is annotated as TWiK family of potassium channels protein 18. The record is from RefSeq and is a predicted model, not a curated record. Lineage: Eukaryota; Metazoa; Arthropoda; Insecta; Diptera; Psychodidae. Gene Ontology annotation, biological process: potassium ion transmembrane transport; stabilization of membrane potential. The transcript is spliced from 8 exons. Gene Ontology annotation, cellular component: membrane. Gene Ontology annotation, molecular function: potassium ion leak channel activity. Bases 1148 to 2572 code for a protein of 474 amino acids.